Molecule: messenger RNA, 2807 nt
Organism: Gaeumannomyces tritici R3-111a-1
Lineage: Eukaryota; Fungi; Ascomycota; Sordariomycetes; Magnaporthales; Magnaporthaceae
Product: endoribonuclease YSH1
Exons: 5
Coding region: 1-2607 (868 amino acids)
Biological process (GO): mRNA 3'-end processing by stem-loop binding and cleavage
Cellular component (GO): mRNA cleavage and polyadenylation specificity factor complex
Molecular function (GO): RNA binding; RNA endonuclease activity; 5'-3' exonuclease activity
Source: RefSeq, a predicted model, not a curated record
AUGGCUUCCAAAAGGAAAGCCUCGGCUAUGGCAACUGCCGCCCCCGACGAGCCUGUUGACCCCGCCGACGAGCUGAUUUUUACCUGUCUCGGUGGUGGCAACGAGGUCGGCCGGUCCUGCCAUAUCAUCCAAUACAGGGGCAAGACCGUCAUGCUCGAUGCCGGCCAGCAUCCCGCAUACGAUGGUCUUGCUGCGUUGCCGUUCUUUGAUGACUUCGACCUGAGCACCGUAGAUGUGCUGUUGAUAAGCCAUUUCCACAUCGACCAUGCGGCAUCUCUGCCGUACGUCCUGGCAAAGACCAACUUCAAGGGUCGCGUCUUCAUGACACAUCCGACCAAGGCCAUCUACAAGUGGCUCAUGCAAGAUAGCGUCCGCGUUGGCAACACAUCGUCGAACCCAACAUCGCAGCCUGUCUACACAGAACAGGACCAUCUCAACACGUUCCCCCAGAUCGAGGCCAUCGACUACUACACCACACACACUAUCUCAUCGAUCCGCAUCACUCCGUACCCGGCCGGCCACGUGCUGGGCGCGGCAAUGUUUCUGAUCGAGAUUGCAGGACUCAACGUCUUCUUCACGGGCGACUACUCGCGCGAGCAAGAUAGGCAUCUCGUCUCGGCUGAGGUGCCGCGGGGCGUCCAGAUCGACGUACUCAUCACCGAGUCGACAUACGGCAUCGCGUCGCACGUGCCCCGCAUGGAGCGUGAGCAAGCCCUCAUGAAGUCUAUCACGGGCAUCCUUAACCGAGGCGGCCGUGUGCUCAUGCCCGUCUUCGCCCUCGGCCGCGCCCAAGAGCUGCUACUAAUCCUGGACGAGUACUGGGAUCGCCACUCCGAGUACCAAAAGGUGCCCAUCUACUACGCCAGUAACCUGGCGCGCAAGUGCAUGGUCGUCUACCAGACCUACGUCGGCGCCAUGAAUGACAACAUUAAGCGCCUGUUCCGCGAGCGCCUGGCCGAGGCCGAGGCCGCGGGCAACGUCGGCACCGGUGGCGGGCCCUGGGACUUCAAGUUCAUCCGCUCGCUCAAGAAUCUGGACCGCUUCGACGACCUUGGCCCCUGCGUCAUGCUUGCCAGCCCCGGUAUGUUGCAGACGGGCGUCAGCCGCGAGCUGCUGGAGCGCUGGGCGCCGAGCGACAAGAACGGAGUAGUCAUCACGGGUUACAGCGUCGAGGGUACCAUGGCCAAGCAGAUCAUGCAGGAGCCUGAUCAGAUCCACGCCGUGAUGACGCGGAAUGCAGCGGCGGCAUCUCGUAGGGCUGACGGCGAGAAGCUCAUGAUUCCGCGGCGCUGCAGUGUUGCCGAGUUUUCAUUUGCCGCCCAUGUGGACGGCACUGAAAAUAGGGAGUUCAUCGAGGAGGUUAACGCUCCAGUUGUGAUCCUCGUCCAUGGAGAGGUCAACAAUAUGAUGAGGCUAAAGUCGAAGCUACUGUCACUCAAUGCAAACAAGACGGAAAAGGUCAAGGUCUUUAGCCCGAGGAACUGCGAGGAGCUGCGCAUCCCUUUCAAGGCGGACAAGAUGGCCAAGGUUGUGGGGAAACUAGCAGCCAUCCCUCCUCCGACAAAGCUCCCUCCGGCAGACGGGGGUCUCGACGGCCCACUACAGCAACAGCAGCAACGACUCAUUACGGGUGUGCUGGUGCAGAACGACUUCAAGCUAUCGCUGAUGGCGCCCGAGGACCUGCGCGAGUACGCCGGCCUGACGACGACCACCAUCGUCUGCCGGCAGCGCAUCAGGCUCAGCGCCGCGGGAGUGGACCUGAUCAAGUGGGCGCUCGAGAGCACGUUUGGCGCCAUCGACGAACUCCCCGAGAUGCGGAAGCUGGCCCGGCAGAAGCAGGCACCGGGUGACGUUGAUGGCGCCACGGAUGACGAGAAGCAGGACGGCGAAGAGGCAAAGGCGGAGCCAGACGCCGACGGGGACACGAAUAUGGAGGCUGCCGACGAGGAGGUGGAAAGGCCCGUAGCCGGAUACCUGGUCAUGGGCUGUGUCAACGUCAGAUGUUUCGCUAGUGGCGAGCUGGAGCUCGAGUGGGAGGGCAACAUGCUGAACGACGGGUUCGCCGAUGCCGUCAUGGCUGUGCUCCUCACAGUGGAGAGCAGCCCUGCUGCUGUCAAGCGCUCUUCAAGAAAACACUCGCACUCGCACUCACAAGACGACUCGUUCGUCCUCCCGACACGAAACCUGCACGCCCAUCUCAGCCCGGAAGAGCGGCUGGAGAGGCUUUUCAUGUUCCUGGAGGCGCAGUUCGGCGCGGACCACGUCGAGCCCAUCAAGGAACCGAAGCUGCCGCCGCUGGGUGAGGAAGAAGCCAAGGGGGAAAAGAGCGAAGGCGGCAGCGGCGGCGACGCGGACGAGUCCAUGGAGGAGGGGAAGCCGGCAGGCAACGAGGCCAAGCGGCUGGAGGAGAGGCGGCGGGCGGAGCUGGCGCGGCUGCACAAGAUCGGGAUCCCGGUGCCCGGGGUCGCCAUCAAGAUCGACGAGAAGCUCAACGCCAAGGUAUGGCUAGAAGACCUCGAGGUCGAGUGUUCUAACAAGGCGUUUGGGGACCGGGUUCGGGUCGUGGUUGAGCGGGCGGCCGAGAUCACGGCGCCCCUGUGGGGCUGAUGUUUUUCGUUGGGUUUGGGCGUGGGAGACGAGCCGUUUUGACUGGAAUAGAUCUCUGAUGUCUUGUGUUUCAGACGGGAGUGUGCUCGUCCUAUCUGUUGCUUGAACCUUUAAAUCUCUGUAGUACCCAUGUAUACUACGCGCUGUCUGCUACUUGAUUGGGCUUGUUUGAUUUGCUGUAAAAAGGGUGUUCAAAACAU